Messenger RNA from Xenopus laevis (African clawed frog), 4791 nucleotides. RefSeq names its product RAB11 binding and LisH S homeolog (gene relch.S). Lineage: Eukaryota; Metazoa; Chordata; Amphibia; Anura; Pipidae. Gene Ontology annotation, cellular component: trans-Golgi network; recycling endosome; Golgi apparatus. The record is from RefSeq and is a predicted model, not a curated record. The transcript has 30 exons. Gene Ontology annotation, biological process: intracellular cholesterol transport. The coding region runs from base 683 to 4360 and encodes 1225 amino acids.
GUCAGUAUCACUUUAAUAUGACAAUGGAAUUUAGAUGUGACUUAUAAUAUCCUUAUAUUUUACAAUAGGGGGUACACUAUUCCAUAUAUAAAAUCACAUUCUUUUUUGGCACAAAAUAAUAUUUUUUCAAAAAGAUGUUUCACACAUGGUGCAGACAGCAAAACCACACAUCAUUUUUCUGUUUUGUUUGGUUAGGCUAUGUGUUAAUAAAUCAAAUUCUAACAACAUACAAAGGUGCAUCCCUGUGCCAGCAUCACACUGAAAGGUAAUGCAGCAAUUUCAACAGCUAUCAUGUACCACAAUACCCACAAUACAAGCUAACUGCUUGCACACAAAAGCUCAAAAACAAUAUUACACUGAAGGACAAGAAGAACUUUUUCUUUCCUCUGUAUGUUCAUGUACUGGGAAGACUCUACGUUGUAUAUCCCUAUCAAUUUGAUUUGUGGGGGACAAUCUGUCGAUAAAAAAACCAUGACAAUCAUGUACUCGAGUGCAGAAUUUACUCUUCCUCUAAGAACUCUCCCAUUAUCACACGGCAUUAUCACAAGGCAAUACGAUAGGGGAUUCCGAGCAGCAGCAGCAGGUCACAGUAACAGAUGACAGCUGACUAUGAUGCAUAUUGUACUCCCUGCUUGACAGCGUCUCUCCCUCCCACUCCCUCCUGUCUCCUCCUCAUUACAAGAUGGCGGCCCCAGAAGCAGGUUCAGGCCCGGGCGGCUCCUCCGGUGGAAUCACUGGGGGUACAGGUGGCUUCUCGGGUGUUGUGGGGCCCAGCACAAGCACCAGCAGUGUGAAUCCAUUUUUAAGUGACUCGGAGGAGGAGGAAGAAGAAGGGGGUGAGGAAGAAGAGGAGGAAGAUGAUGAUAACGAGGAGGAGGAUGAAGAUGUUUCCCCAUUAAAUGACCGUCCUGGUGCCUCGCUUGCUCCUCGUUACCUUCAGGAUGACGGCGACCCAGCUUUCCUGCCCAGUGCGGGGCUUCGUCUUUGCGCACAGCCUGGAGAGCCGGGGCGUAUGCCGCUGGAUGCAGUGGCCGCGCAGUUGCUGCGGGAUCAGCUGUUACUGACAGCACUGGAACUACACACCGAGCUAUUGGAGAGCGGUCGGGAACUACCUCGGCUACGGGAUUACUUCUCCAACCCGGGCAACUUCGAGAGAGCCACAGCGGUCCCGCCUGGAAUCGGCGGCCCCAUUACAGUCAGCACCGGAGGGCAACUGAACAGAGCUGGUAGUAUUAGUACACUUGAUUCACUGGAUUUUGCACGGUACUCUGAUGAUGGCAACCGAGAGACUGAUGAGCGUGUCGCAGUCCUGGAGUUUGAACUACGGAAAGCCAAGGAAACCAUUCAGGCUCUCAGGGUCAACCUGACAUUGGCUGCAGAAAAUGACGUUCCUUUGCAGGAACGAAAGAAUUAUAAAUCAAGUCCUGAAAUUCAGGAGCCCAUAAAACCUCUUGAAAAAAGAGCACUAAAUUUCCUUGUCAAUGAGUAUUUACUGAAAAAUAAUAACAAGCUCUCAUCAAUAACUUUUUCUGAUGAAAAUGAUGAUCAGGAUUUUGAACUUUGGGAUGAUGUAGGCCUGAAUACUCCAAAGCCACCAGACUUGCUGCAGCUGUAUCGCAACUUAAGUAACCAUCAAACUCUUUCAAAAGAUGUUGUAGACAUUGCAGUUGGUGUUAGUGAAGGUGACCUGGAGCCCAUCCAGGCUGUUAAACAAAUUGCACCAGACUCCCAUAUUUCCCAGCAAUCAGCAAUAAUUAAAGAACUGGAAGAUAAAAUUAUACUGUGCAACAAUGAGAAAGCUGCUUUGCUGGAGCAAAUUGGUAAUCUUGAGAGGCAAAUUGAAUCUCUUCAAUCUGCUGCAGAGGUUUGCACUGCUGCCCCACCAACCUCUGGCAGGUUGCAGAGUCAGACUUCAGAAGAGAGUGACCACUACAUAGAUAUCCGAAUUACAGAUAGUGAUGCUAAAUGUGAAGGAACAGAGGAUGGUCUGCCUUCUCAGCAAAGUGAAUCUGAGCCACUCUACCAGGUGUCACAGGAUAUCCCUCCCAGCCCUGACAUAGCAAAAAUCCGCAAGACGACACUUCUCUCUGCUCCACCCAGCAAAGACGGUGUCCACUUUGAUAAACCCAAUAGGAAACUGUCACCUGCGUUUCAUCAGGCACUGCUCUCUUUUUGUCGAAUGUCAGCAGAUAGUCGCUUGGGCUCAGAGGUUUCACGGAUUGCUGACAGUGAAAAUGGAGUUAUGAAGAUGCUUGGACGCUGUCUGCCUCAUAUUGUCCCAAAUGUGCUUCUUGCCAAGAGAGAGAGAAUGGUUGUGCAUCUCUGUCAGGAGUUGAUACCACUUAUACUGUGCACGGCCUGCCUUCACCCUGAGUCCAAAGAAAGAGACCAGCUCCUCCAUAUUCUGUUCAAUUUAAUCAAGCGCCCAGAUGACGAACAAAGGCAGAUGAUAUUGACUGGGUGUGUUGCAUUUGCUCGUCAUGUGGGACCAACCCGAGUGGAAGCCGAGCUUUUACCACAAUGUUGGGAACAGAUAAAUCAUAAAUACCCUGAAAGAAGGCUACUUGUAGCAGAGGCAUGUGGGGACCUAGCGCCUUAUCUUCCUAAGGAGAUCAGAAGUUCCCUUGUGCUGGCAAUGUUGCAGCAAAUGCUAAUGGAAGAUAAAGCAGAUAUGGUUCGGGAAGCUGUCAUCAAGAGUUUGGGAAUCAUCAUGGGCUACAUUGAUGACCCGAACAAAUACUUGCAGGGUUUUGAACUGCUUCUGACAGCUCUUGGUGACCCUUCAGAAAGAGUAGUGAGUGCCACCCAUCAGGUAUUUCUACCAGCUUAUGCUGUAUGGACCAUGGAACUGGGUAAUCUGCAAGCCCACCUUAUUCCUACCCUUCUGAGUAAAAUAGAAAAACUGCUCAAGGAAGGAGAGCAUGGUCUGGAUGAACACAAGCUAUACAUGUAUCUCUCUGCCUUGCAGUCCUUAAUCCCUUCACUAUUUGCAACUGUGUUGCUGAAUGCGCCGUUUACAAGUAAAGCCAAGCUGCAGGGGGAAGUGCCUCAGAUAGAAGUGACAAGAUUCCCUAGACCCGUGUCGCCUCUUCAGGAUGUGGCCACCAUCAUUGGGAGUCGAGAGCAGCUGGCUGUCUUGUUGCAGCUUUAUGAUUACCAGCUGGAACACGAGGGUACAACUUGCUGGGAAAGCUUGCUCUGGGUCGUAAAUCAGCUACUGCCACAGCUCAUAGAAAUAGUUGGUCGCCUCAACGUUACAUCUACUGCCUCUGUCCACGAGUUUUCUAGAUUUUUCUGGCGACUGUGUAGGACUUUUGGAAAAAUAUUUACAAACACUAAGGUGAAGCCUCAAUUCCAGGAAAUCUUAAGACUGUCCGAAGAAAACAUAGACACUUCUGCAGGAAAUGGAGUUCUAACAAAAGCCACUGUCCCAAUAUAUGCAACUGGAGUCCUUACAUGUUAUAAUCCGGAAGAAGAUCGUAAGCUGUUAAUUGGGUUCCUUGAAGAUGUAAUGACAAUGCUGUCAUUGUCAUAUGCUCCAUUAGACAGUUUAAAAGCAUCUUUUGUGGAACUGGGAACCAAUCCAGCAUACCAUGAGCUUCUAUUGACUGUGCUUUGGUAUGGGGUUGUUCAUACAUCGGCUCUUGUUAGAUGCACUGCUGCUAGAAUGUUUGAGCUGUUGGUGAAGGGGGUGAAUGAGACUCUGGUAGCUCAAAGAGUUGUCCCUGCUCUCAUUACUCUCUCCAGUGAUCCAGAAAUCUCUGUGAGGAUUGCCACUGUACCUGCUUUUGGCACCAUUAUGGAAACAGUAACUCAAAGAGAGUUAUUGGAAAGAGUUAAAAUGCAGCUAGCAUCCUUCUUGGAAGAUCCUCAGUAUCAAGACCAGCAUUCACUGCAAACAGAAAUAAUAAGGACUUUCGGGAGAGUUGGACCCAACGCAGAACCUAAAUUUAGAGAUGAAUUUGUUCUUCCUCAUUUGCACAAACUUGCUUUUGUCAAUAAUCAACAAUCUGUGGAUUCCAAGAGACUGGAUAUUGCUACCCAUUUAUUUGAAGCGUAUAGUGCUCUAUCCUGCUGCUUUAUUUCAGAAGAAUUGAUGGUGAAUCACUUUUUGCCGGGUCUCCGGUGUUUACGGGCUGAUAUGGAACAGCUGUCGCCUGAACAUGAGGUUAUUUUAAGUUCUAUGAUAAAGGAAUGUGAACAGAAGGUGGAAAACAAGACUGCCCAAGAGCCCCAGGGGUCCAUGUCCAUAGCUGCUAGUCUUGUGAGUGAAGAUACAAAGACUAAGUUCUUGAAUAAAAUGGGGCAGCUGACCACUUCGGGGGCAAUGCUGGCAAAUGUUUUCCAGAGAAAGAAGUGAAAUGACUUGUGCUACAGCGAAUACAAACACUAACAUGGACCACAAACACACUCCUUUGCUCCUUGUACUUGAAGUACCUAACCUUUUUAUUUCCUUUUGUUUCCGUCUUACGUACUUGUAAUAUAUUUUAUUAAACCUCCAAAGAAAUUUGCACUUCAUUUGAAUUUUGGCAUGUCUGUUGAUUUUGGAGUCGAUGCUGUAGUUGAACUUAAAAAGGAUUCUGAUUCUUUACCAUGUCUCUGUUCUGUGUUUUGUCUAUUUUUUUUUUUAUAAAUAUAUAUAUAUAAAUAUAUAAAUAUAGGGGAAAUAUUUUUUCUGAACUGACAUUGGCUAUUCUGUUAUAAAAUGCACAAAUUGCAAUGGUACUUAAUGUAAAUUUAAACUCAUUGUCAUGAAGUAAUAAAGUGGAAGAUUACUAUGUAUUUAAAUUA